UCGCGAACGGUUGUUGGUUUGACUAGUCGCUUUAUUAGAUAAUUCAACUUGAAACAGAAGAGAAUCUAGCUAAUCGUCGCGAUUCGCGUUCUGUUUAUUGAGUGUUGUUCGUCGUUCGUUGAUUUGUCGUGAUCUUGAGACAAGCACACAUUCCCAGACGACGGAUAUCUCGUUUGCAAUCUAGUUAUUGGCAACUUAGUCAGUAACCCGUGAUUUACUGUCAGUUGUGUGAUAAGUGUUACGUGAAAUCGGUUACCUUUUUUGAGGAGCGUCGUCAGGCCAUAUCGCGCUCUGGCUGGACUCCCCCGGCAGAAGUUGUUUGUCUGGCUGAUCUAAUACACGAGGGUGGAUCCCCAACAGUAGUUAUCCGUGAAGCACAACAAGUGUUUUCCGCGCAAAAAGGGCAUUUUCCUCGAGUGAAUGGUGAAUGCUCGAAGAGACCAAGCGAGUGGUUCCAUCUUUAUCGCAGUAGGCAGUUUUCCGUCUCAAGUCUAACAGGGUGGUGUGACCGUGCUCCUUCAAAUAAAAUUAGAAGAUAACCGCCAUCGGGCUUCUACCUUACAGAAUCAGUAUCAUCGCUUUGACAAGCCAAUCAACUCGCCGCGAGAGCAACAGAAACCCAUCCUCGUCAUCUUCGACCUAUCUAUCUAGCUAGCUUCUUCCUCUCGUUUGACGAACGGCGUCGCCAAGAUUUGAAAUAGAAAUUCAUUUCAGCAGAGCAGAGCAAAAUAGUUCCGAGGUGCAGUGUCCGCGAAGAAAAUCUGUCCGUCCCGGUAAAUUCGUCGUUCCACAACAGCGGGGUUUCGGUGCGGUCAAUUUGUAACAGUUUAAUUAAACUAAGAGAGUGCAGUGCCAUACCUUGGUCUAGAGGCAACAAGUGCAACAUACUAAGAAAUCCGUUACAGCAACGAAAUCGCCAAACCAAAACACACCGCCGAAAGUGAGAGGAGAGUGGUGUUGCAAAAAGAAGGUGUUGAGCUAUUUCUGUUGCGAAGAACCCCACAUAGACAGAUCGAGGAAGAUAACGCGUCAAUACAGCAUUAAAAAAACAACAACGCAAAACAAACCGAUAUAAACCGGCAGCAGCAGAAAAGUGAAGAGAAGAAAAAUCAAGACAACAAUGUUAUCGACGGCGGCCAGCCUCAGCAAGUUCUACAACCGUAUGAGCAUCUUGAUAACUGUUUUCAUCACCGUAAACUUGGCAAAAAUCAGAGCGGAAAAUUGUGGCCAGGAGGAACUGGCCCGAUGUGCGGCGCCCUUCCAAGUGUUGCAGUCGUCCACCGAUCUGUCGAUAGCGACCAAAAAGGAGGAACUGGAUAAAAUAUGCCCUGACCUCAAACUCGGUCUGCAGUGUAUACGCAGCUACACCCGCCGAUGCAUGACCCUGGAGCAACGGAAUCGGUUCAACAAGCUGUACAACGGGACGCAUCAGUUCGUGCGGGAUCUGUGCCGCGAUGGCCCGUAUCAAAAUGAUUUCCUGUCCCACGCGCCAUGUCUGCAGCGCGUCAAACCGGACUACGAGGUGUGCGGACGGAAGUACCACAACACGGUUUCCGUAAUCACGCAGCAACAUGAGCAACACCACCAUCAGCAUCAUCACCAGCACCAGAACCGCCACGAACGGCACUAUCAGAACCAGGUGCAGGAUCAAUAUAACGGGAACCAUCACACGACGGCCGGUCGAAAUGCCGAAGAUGACGUGCGGACGUUGUGCUGCUCGUUCAUCGAGUAUCUGGAUUGCUCCGAGAGUGCGGCCCAAAAGACCUGCGGCAGGGAAACGGCCAAGUUUACCAGGGGAUUCCUGGAUAAGAUGUCGUCCACGUUGAUAAAUAUGUACUGCGAAGACUACUACCGGUCCAACAAAUGCCCGUCGAUGUACUCGUCAGGCGGUCAUCACAGUGCGAAGCCCAGCAGCAGUGUUGCCAGCUUUCUGCUGCUGCUACUGGCACCCUCGGUAGUUUCCUUCCUGAACUCGGUUUUCCCCACAUUUAGCAUACUCCGGUUACGAUAGAAACUAGUGCUCAAAAUUAUCGUCGUUUCAAACGGAACCGGAAACAUAAAACCUAUCCACUCUCGAAACUAAUCCUGCAACUGCGUAACUCAAAACAAACAAGCUACACAAAGUUCAAUUUAGUUUAAUUCCUAGCUUUAAGAAAGAAAAAUGUAAGUUGAGAAUGAUUGAUAUGUAGGCAUGAAUAGAUCAAUUUUACGAAGCGCAAUGAUGCUCCUUUAUUUGAUAUACCCACACACAUCACUGACUACAUAUAAUGUGACCAAAAGAAGCUAAAAGUCACCUAAAAUAGCUUGUCUCGAAACCAUAAAACAAAGAUAAGUCUGUCCCUGUCCAGUGUAAUAGUUUAAUCGUGGUUUUCAUUAGUUUAUGAUAUACGAGUACGACAUAGAUGAACAAGGUUAAUUUUUUUCAGUCUAGUAAAAUGUCGAUUUUAGAAAGAAAAAAAACGUUCACUAUCUGAUUCCAAUUCGAUGCGUAAAACUCACAACCGAGAGCACUCGCAAUUAGUAUUAAUUAUUUUAUUUAGUCGAAUUAGCCAGUGCGACCAGUUGAGUUUGAUUAGUUUUAUUUGUACAUACUGUGUAGCACGUUAUCCGCAAGGAAACCACCCAUCAUAAUGACUGACGACACUUCGCCUUGGCAGCCUAUUCCAUACUAGGCUGGCGCGUUCCUACUGACGCGGUCACUCAAGCGAACUCUGCGCGUGUGGCGCUUACCCACACAGCCGUACAAUAUGCAUCGACCACGAAACACACUGCGUCACCAACACCAAGCUGAAGCCUACCGGUUGCGCUAUCACUUUCAGACUGGAGGGGCUUGAGUGCCGCUCGGGAGGGCUGCAUAGUUGUGCUGACUAAUCGUGGCAUAGGCGCCCCACACAUCUUCCUUCCUCUCUAAAAUUUUUUCCCAAUCAUUGAAAAAGAUUAACUUUUUCAGUGAAUCAUCUUGCAACGGAAGAAUGAAAGAGUUAUUAAAGCUACUUACUGGGAGUUUUUUUUUUAUUAUCAAAUUGUCAAUUUAUCAUUUGAGUUUUUUUUCCAUAAGUAUAGCAUUUCUGGAAAGCUUGAAAGAAUACCAAUGUAACUUAUUUUGCUUGAUGAUACAUUUCACUUGAAUUUAUUUCAAUCUUUUUUUAUAUAUAAACUAAAUUUAAAUCGUCAAAUUAGCUCUCAUUGGCUUAGGCAUAUGUCGUGUAAUAUAGAAUAAAUCAAAACCGCGACGCAUCCACUAAAAAGGCACUCGCGUGCUCGUGCGCUCUCCCUUGCCUGUGCGCAACAGUCAACGAUUGUACCAUUACAAUGUCGUUAUGUAGGUAUACGUAUGAAUGAAUAAUCUUUAGCGUGCUUUAGCCAUUCUUUCUCUCCGCUGUAUCCGCUGCACCAGACUCCCACACUCCCAUUCAUGCAAAACCUCCACACCCCAAAUCGGCUGCGCUUAUAUUGUCAAUUAAUGAGUUGGCCUGUUGUGUUCGUGUUGUUAUCCCUUUCAGAUAGAUAUAGCCAGUGUUGCCACAUGGAUUUCUGUACAUUCAUAAAAAAAAGUUUUUUUUAACUAUGCUUUUUUUUCCUACCAAUUUUUUUUACCGACGAUGUAUUAAAGUUCAAUAUUAUCAUUGAGAUUUAGUUUUUUUUUUUUACAAUUUCAGUGUCUGUAAUUGAUUCAAUUUCCAGUAUUUAACCAUCUGUUGUUUCAAUAAUAAAUCACUUUGAUAAACUAUCAAUCAAUAAAAAAAAGUAUUUGCCGAUCUGUACUCUGUAGCAAAAACGAGCUCAAAACUUUGUACUUUUCCCGGUCAAUCGGUACAUGUGGUUUCCAUAGACAAACCGUAUCUGUGAUAUAGAGAGCAUCAUUUGCCUUUCCUUUUCCAUCCCACUCCACUGCGAAUUGUAGUUGCCUAUACAGUCAACUGGAUUCUUCUGGGUUUGAUGUUCUCAAAUGUCUCAUUUUUUUCUUAGUUGUUUCAUUCGCAAUUGACUCCAAUUUCUCUUCAGAUUUCUACAAAAUAUUCUUUACAACAGUUUACAGAGUCUGUUAUCACUUGUCAUGAAUCUAUUUGCCUUGUUACACCUUUUUUUUCUUCUUUGGUUUACAAAGUGAUCCUCUCAGCACACUUGCCUAAAAUUAGCCAUGCUAUCAAUCCUUUAAAUGGGCGAUCCUUCCAACGAACUUAAAUUAAAGCUAUUUUCCUGACGCGCUUUUUUUGUUCCUUAUGCGGCCCUCCCAACACGCAUUUUUUGACAAUCUUCUUGAUUUGCUUACUCCUUAAUUGCUUCAAAUAAGUUGUCGUUUCAAUAUACUUAGUUUGCCAUUCACAUAAUUGUUAAGGAGUGGUGCUUUCGACACUCCCAGAACUAUCAUCGAGUCAGGCUUUCCCUCAUGUGGUCCUCGCAAAUCAUAUUCAGCCUUCUUCGUGACUCGCUAAUAUAUUUCUCACUUGAAGUGGUCCUCUCAACACACUCCAUUUUUUUUAAUUGAAAAAAAAGGUCCUCCCAACACACUCAAACCUAUCCUCCCAGCAUGCUUUUUUUCUUGUGCGGUCCUCCCAACUCGCAUUGUUCACUAGUUGUCCUCCCGACUCGCUUAUUCAUUUAUUGCUUGAAGUGAUCCUCACAACACACUUCUUUUCUGAAUCAAUAAUGUUCUCAAGAGUGGUCCUCCCAACACACUCAAAGCUGUCCUCCCGACACGCUGUUUUCUUGUGCGGUCCUCCCGACUCGCUAUUUCAUAUAUUACUUGAAGUGGUCCUCCCAACACACUUAUUUUUUCUCAAUAAUGUCUUCAAGAGUGGUCCUCCCAACACACUCAAAGCUGUCCUCCCGACGCGCUUUUUAUGCGGUCCUCCCAACUCGCAUUUUUCUUUAGCAGUCCUCCCGACUCGCUAAUUCAUCUAUUGCUUGAAGUGGUCCUCCCAACACACUUCUUCUCACAACUGUCCUCCCGACGCGCUUUUUUUACCAAUUUUUUUUACAAACCAUUUUUUUUAAUAUCACUCAACUUUGUAAAUCUUGAACUUUUGCUUUCUAACUGAAAAAAUUGCACCACUGCCUUAAGUGCAUUUCACUGCAUUCUUUUCGGGAACGGUUUUUUCUCAACACUUUCAUUUCUCAUUUCUGUAAAUUUUGCAACACUGGUCACAUUUUCACUCUCUUCAAUUUCCAAAACACGUGGUCAUAUUUUUUUUACCUUCUAGAUGGGUGGUUUCCACAACAGGUUCUUUUUAUCGUUUCUUAAACUAUACCGUGAAAUGCCUGUCGGUCGCCAAAAUGUGUAGCACGUUAUCCGCAAGGAAACCACCCAUCAUAAUGACUGACGACACUUCGCCUUGGCAGCCUAUUCCAUACUAGGCUGGCGCGUUCCUACUGACGCGGUCACUCAAGCGAACUCUGCGCGUGUGGCGCUUACCCACACAGCCGUACAAUAUGCAUCGACCACGAAACACACUGCGUCACCAACACCAAGCUGAAGCCUACCGGUUGCGCUAUCACUUUCAGACUGGAGGGGCUUGAGUGCCGCUCGGGAGGGCUGCAUAGUUGUGCUGACUAAUCGUGGCAUAGGCGCCCCACACACAUACUAUGCUAUCUACACUAGGUAGACUGUUACUAGACUUUUAAGUGCUCCAUCUCUCUCUAUCUCAAACAUUUGGACACUAGGCACUUGUUCCACUUGAUUGAUUUCUGGCCACAAAGAUGGGAAGUAAUUUAUUGUUAUCGUUAAACGGAAUCGUCUUCGUCAAUCGUUGGCAGACGCAUGAAUGAGAUCAAAUUUAGCUCAAGGUGCGAUAAAUUAAAACAAUUUUUGCCACAUCCUCCCAUUGCUAUAGAUUUGUCUGACUUGUUCUGCUGGAGAUGUUAUAGGUGUUAAUUAAUUUAUUUAAACAAAAAACGAGAGAACUUUUAUUAGCUUAGAACCUUCAUUAAGAGAGCAGUUAAUAUAUAAAGCAUAGUUAGUGUUAAAUGAAAUUUGCCUGAUAUUGAAACUGUUGGUCAAUGAUUGGAUUUCUCGAAGUACAGAGAGUGCUGUAAAUAUUUGUCAAUUUAGUCCAAACCGAAUUAGACAUAAUUUAUUAGUCUUACCACGAAUCACAGGAUAUUAUUAAUAACUAGAACACUAAGAAGAACUAAAAUUAGCUUUAGGUAGGAUGAAAAGUUGCAAACUAUAAAAGAAAAAAACUAUAAACUGAACAAAAAAAAGACAUGCCCAUUCCCUAGAAGAAACAAAGAAUGGAAACAGCAAACUAUAUAGUUCAAGCUCCCUUGUUAUGCAAAUGUAAAAUAAAGUAAGGAUGAUAGAUGAUAACCUGGUAGAGUUAUGUACACAACCUUAUACUAUUGAAAAAAAAAACAUAUUCUAAGCAUCUCUACUUUGUAAAUGACAUCGCAACUCAAUUAGAAACUCUACUGAUGAAAACCAAAAAAUAGCUCGUAGUGCAACAAGCCAAUCAAUAAAACGUUUUAUUUUUUUAUUUGAAA
Molecule: messenger RNA, 6483 nt
Organism: Uranotaenia lowii
Lineage: Eukaryota; Metazoa; Arthropoda; Insecta; Diptera; Culicidae
Exons: 4
Coding region: 1121-2011 (296 amino acids)
Source: RefSeq, a predicted model, not a curated record